CAUAUAGUGAAUAUGAUUCAAGAGAGACAGCGGUUGCCGUCGGGACCGGUAGGCCUACCAGUGGUCGGGUAUUCGCCAUUUCUGGGCCAACACCCGCACAAAGCCAUCACUAAAUUGGGUGAUAAAUACGGAUCGGUUUUCACGUUACAAUUGGGAGUAAAUAAUGUGGUGGUUCUUAACGAUUGGGAGUCAGUGAGGGAUGCCUUCAAUAAGGAUGCCUUCUUAGGCAAACCACUUCACUCAGCGUUUACUGUGACUACUAAAGCUAAAAGUUUAGCCGAUGAAAAUGGAGACGUAUGGAGAGAUCAACGGAGGUCUGCCCUACAAGUGCUCCGAGACUUAGGCUUCGGGAAGGGCUCUAUGGAGGAGAGGAUUAUCGAUGAAAUCAGUUAUCUCACGAAGUGUAUCGAUGAGACUACUGGUGAGCCCAUGGAUAUACACGAAGUACUGAUACCGAGUAUGUCCAACAAUAUCAGUCACCUGGUGUUUGGCCACCGAUUGGAUUACAAUGAGCCCCGAAGAAAGAUCUUUGACAAACUCUUAGACGAGGCCUCAUCCAGGUUCUCCAUUAUAGGAAUGAUAGCCAUGUCGCCCGUUUGGUUCAGCAAAAUAUUUUUUAAGCUUGGUAAUAUAGUCAAUAGGAGUGGUUUCGAUGCGAUGGUUAGCAUAUUUGAAUCGGAAAUCUCUUCGCACCGGAAGUCUUUGGACACCAAUAAUAAGAGGGAUUAUAUCGACGGAUACUUAGCGGAGAUGGAAGUGAGACAACGAAAGGAUCCCAACACUCACUUCACCCGUCAGCGUUUACUGUGA
This is a messenger RNA of Oppiella nova, 810 nucleotides long. The record is from the annotation of a GenBank genome assembly. NCBI's taxonomy places the organism in Eukaryota, Metazoa, Arthropoda, Arachnida, Sarcoptiformes, Oppiidae.